This is a messenger RNA of Oikopleura dioica, 651 nucleotides long. NCBI's taxonomy places the organism in Eukaryota, Metazoa, Chordata, Appendicularia, Copelata, Oikopleuridae. The record is from the annotation of a GenBank genome assembly.
AUGGAUUUGAUAGGAGCUUACUCUGACUCGGACUCAGAAGAAGAACAGCCGGAGGUAGAAGCAGAAGAACCAGAAGUACAAAAGGUCAAGCCAAAAGUGAGACUGCCUCCACCAGACCUGACCACUGCGUCAACUCGAGCAGAUGAAGUGAAGAAAGUUAUUUACAGAUCGCAAGACUCCGUCUUUGUCAGCAACUACGAUCGAGAAGAGCAAGCAGCGCGCAAAGUUUUGGAGCAACAUGUCGCACUCACUGACAAUCAAGCGCACAAGUUUGAGAAAGAACGAGACGGGAAGAAGAUUUGCUGGAAUUUCAGGAAAGGGCGAUGCUAUAAAGGUCACAAUUGCCCGCUAUAUCACGACGGCGAUUUGAAGAAUACAGUAGUAGCAGAGAAAAACAUUGACCAGCACGUCCGAAUUGCGAAUCGAGGUCCAAGCGACAGUGAUAUGAAGCGCUUGCUCGCAGCUGAUCAUGCAGACGAUGAGCCAGGUCAAAUCGCUAGAAAGAAGAAGCGGCAUGGACUGACUGACAAACUUGCUCCUGUGAAAGGAGCGAUGAAGAAUCUGGAAGAGCUCGAUCGAAAGCGAAAUCCUCACAGAUACAUGCCCCAAAAACUGCCCGAUAAUGCUGUGAUAAAACAGUUUCCAAAAUAG